AUGGCUGAGUACUACCGUAACUGGAACCUAGUGGUACACGACUGGUUGUACGCCUAUGUGUACAGAGAUGUCUCAAAGCUCAUCGGUGGACGUCGCGGCCUUCAAGUCGCUCAGCUGGGCGUCUUUUUCAUCUCAGCACUGUUCCAUGAGUUCUGGUUCGGUAUUGCGUUCCGAGUCUUCUAUCCAGUGAUGUUUAUGCUUUACUUCGUGUUUGGAGGAACUGGUAUGUUCAUAGCAUUUUAUGGCCAAGAAUGGUACGCUCGACAACGAUGCGCUCCCUACAGUAAUCCGGUAGCAGACUUCUUGUUGCCAAGGCAUUGGGCAUGCCAACGGAUUCAGUGA
Molecule: messenger RNA, 342 nt
Organism: Ostertagia ostertagi
Lineage: Eukaryota; Metazoa; Nematoda; Chromadorea; Rhabditida; Trichostrongylidae
Source: the annotation of a GenBank genome assembly